Molecule: messenger RNA, 186 nt
Organism: Cavenderia fasciculata
Lineage: Eukaryota; Evosea; Eumycetozoa; Acytosteliales; Cavenderiaceae
Exons: 2
Coding region: 1-186 (61 amino acids)
Source: RefSeq, a predicted model, not a curated record
AUGAUAAAAUACCCAUUAAUUAUUUUACUAUCAACCUUUUUAAUAUUGGUGGUUCUCUUUCAAGAAGGAGGACUAUGUUUGGCAUCACCAACACAAACUUUAGAUUGUCAAUCAUGUUUAUUGAAUGCUCAAUUAAGAUAUGGACAAUAUCUAUUGCCAUGUGAAGAAUUUUGUACCCCAGAUUAG